Molecule: messenger RNA, 1755 nt
Organism: Podarcis muralis (Common wall lizard)
Lineage: Eukaryota; Metazoa; Chordata; Lepidosauria; Squamata; Lacertidae
Gene: KDELR2
Product: KDEL endoplasmic reticulum protein retention receptor 2
Biological process (GO): protein retention in ER lumen
Cellular component (GO): membrane
Molecular function (GO): ER lumen protein retrieval receptor activity
Source: RefSeq, a predicted model, not a curated record
GCCGGCGCCAUGAACGUCUUCCGCCUCACCGGGGACCUCUCCCACCUGGCGGCCAUCAUCAUCCUCCUCCUCAAGAUCUGGAAGACCCGCUCGUGCGCCGGUAUAUCUGGGAAAAGCCAGCUUCUCUUUGCACUGGUGUUCACCACUCGUUACCUGGAUCUCUUCACUUCAUUCAUUUCUUUUUAUAACACUUCUAUGAAGCUUAUCUACGUUGCCUGCUCGUAUGCCACAGUCUACCUGAUCUACAUGAAAUUUAAGGCUACCUAUGAUGGAAACCAUGAUACAUUCAGAGUGGAGUUCCUUGUGGUUCCAGUUGGUGGGCUGUCUUUUCUUGUCAAUCAUGACUUCUCUCCCCUGGAGAUCUUGUGGACCUUCUCAAUCUACUUGGAGUCUGUUGCUAUUCUCCCCCAACUUUUUAUGAUCAGUAAAACUGGGGAGGCAGAAACCAUCACUACUCACUAUCUUUUCUUCUUGGGCUUGUACCGUGCCUUGUACCUUAUCAACUGGAUUUGGCGCUACUACUUUGAGGGAUUCUUUGACCUUAUAGCUGUCGUUGCUGGUGUGGUCCAGACUAUUCUGUACUGUGACUUCUUCUAUUUGUAUGUUACAAAAGUACUCAAGGGAAAGAAGCUCAGUUUGCCAGCGUAAGUGCCAAAACUAAUCGCCAGCAUCUGCCAUCCUGGAUGCUUAGACAGAACAAUCCUUACCACAAGCGAAAGGUGAAGAUGCUUGAAACAGACAGUCUCCCACGUCUCUUGCAAGAAUCAUUGGUGGGCUGUAUAGGACCAGAGAACAACCAGCUGACUUCUGUUUGAUGCAUCUUGCCUUUAUCUUUUUUUAUUACUAUGUAUAAAGAUUUUUUACAUAAAGAAACUUAAUACUGUGUGAAUUUAAUUCAGUGUGUAGUUUCAAUUGGAAUAGUUCCAAAAGUGAGGUUUUGUGGGGUUGUUUAUGACCAGAAAUAAGUGCAAACACUUCUUAUUUUCAAAUGAUUCUUUUUGAAUUACUGACUUGUUUCGGUGCACACAGGUGUGUGCUGACUGAUGGAUGGUAACCGUUCUUCUCUCUUGAUUUCAAAUUUCAUCCCACUGUAUUUAUUUACCCCCUAAAAAGUUGAACAUAGUGUGUCAACUGAAAUCAAACUACAAAUGACAAAAUUCUCACGGUAGGAUGUCACCAUUUCAUGAAUGUCCUUAGUUAUAAUUACUCCAUUUUAAAGUAGGAAUCAUUCUCCUAUAGUGUCUGCCAGUGCAUAUUGUCUGAUACCUCUCUUAACCUUCUGAAUACAUCAGCUUGAGAGUAUUUGGUGCCAAUGCAGGUUUUUUAAUCUAGAUUUCUUUGCUUUUGUGGUUUAGCAGCAGACAAUUUUUAUUUCAUUUUUUCAUUCAGGAUAAAAUGGUUCCUCAUUUUUUGAGUGCAUAAAGUUCUACUUUCAUUCACAGCAGCCUUAAUGUUGCAGCUGUAAGGAUGAAACUGUGAUAGUUGUCCAAUUGAAGUAAUCUUUAGGUGGCAAUUUUUAACUGUCUACAACUUUUUUUAAUACAAACACUUUUACAAGUAAUGUCCAUGUUCAGCUUUCAAGCAGUUCUAGAUGUACCAGUUUUGGACAAUGAGUGUGAUUUUUUAUAAACUUAUUCCUGAAUCAGCAGCACCAAGUACUAUACUUCAUCGACUUUACAUGAUUCCCUUUUUUACUGAGCUGUUGCAUGACUUAUCCUGUGUUACCAUCCUAAAUAAACAUUUUAUGAAGUGGUA